Messenger RNA from Malus domestica (apple), 1077 nucleotides. Lineage: Eukaryota; Viridiplantae; Streptophyta; Magnoliopsida; Rosales; Rosaceae. The record is from RefSeq and is a predicted model, not a curated record.
AUGGUUGCUGAUAGUGAUUUUUGGACUCUAGCUACUGUAUUGCCCCUAAAUAGAGUGGUACUGGUGUACAUUGUUGAUGAUGACCAACUGAUCAAUUCAGCCCCAAACAUUGAAAUUCAAGCUUCAGCAAACCCUUUCGACAUUCCUCACAUGUCAGCCCCGAACAUCGAAAUUCAAGCUUCAACAAACUCUUUUGACAUUCCUCACAUGUAUGAUCCUUUAGGUAUAUUUGAGGGAUUUUUGGAGCAAGCUUAUGAAGGAGAUUGGGAACAAGACAAUCUUGUUGAGGUAGGUAUGCAUAACAUGGAAAAUGAAGAGAAAGAUGGCAAUGGCAAUUCGGAAGAUUCAGAUUAUCGAGACUCAGACUAUGAACAAAGUGAUGUCGAUGACAACUUAUUUGACGACAAUGUAGAGAAAACUAAAGGGAAAUAUACCAAUGGAAAAUGCAAUGGAAAUAGAAGUGGUUCUAGCUCAUCAUCUGAAGGUGAACAACCAAUGAAGCGGAAAAGUAAGAAUAAAAUGCCCAAACUCAUUCCUUUCAGAAGUGAUUUGAAUAUCAAGAACCCACAAUUUAGAACUGGAAUGAUAUUUUCCAAUAGAAAGGAGUUCAGACAAGCAGUGACAUAUUAUGGUUGUGUGAAUGAAAGACAAAUAAGAUUCCCAAUAAGAGAGCGUUAUAAAGUUCAGGGUAAGCGUUCAAAUGAGGGAUGCCCAUGGGUGAUUUAUGCAAGCAAAAUAGAUGGGAGCUCUGCACUUAUAGUGAAGACACUCAAUGAUGUCCAUACAUGCCCGAGAAAGGAAAAGCUUAGACUACACACCUCAACUUGGUUAUCACAUAGGUAUGCUGAGGAUUUGCUUGACAAUCUUAAAUGGGAUGUGUCAAAAUUCCAACAAACUGUUCAUAAACAAUACAAUUUGCACGUAACACUGGCUCAACUUUAUAAAGCACGGUCAUUGGCAGCUGAGAAGAAUGAAGGAGCUUAUGUGGAGCAAUAUGCAAGGUUAUGGGAUUGUUGUGAGAAGCUCAAGCGAAGAAAUCCUGGCAGUACAAUUUUGGUGAAGACUAAAAUGGAAUGA